Molecule: messenger RNA, 1848 nt
Organism: Pyricularia oryzae 70-15
Lineage: Eukaryota; Fungi; Ascomycota; Sordariomycetes; Magnaporthales; Pyriculariaceae
Product: SEC14 cytosolic factor
Exons: 3
Coding region: 181-1464 (427 amino acids)
Source: RefSeq, a predicted model, not a curated record
AUUUUUUUUUUCUUUAUCGUAUUUUCUUUUCUUCACCUUUGCUUCUUCUUUAAAGUAUUGUUCUUUUUUUCUCUUGACCGACAUAGGUACCAAACAAGACCUUUACUCUUCCUUAUCUCCUCGCUCAGAUCACCCGCCAAACCUCGCAGCUUCCACUUCAACAAGAGAAUCGCGCCCAGGAUGACGGGCUCCACCGAAUAUGCGACAGGCGCAACAGCAGACCCUGAGGUCGGCUACCCCAAAGGUCAUCUCGGCCACCUCACAGACAGCGAGACCAAGGCUCUUUCAGAAUUUAAGGUCCUCGUAACAGAGAAUGGUCUCUACACACCAGGCCCUCCUCCAUCACACGAUGACCAGACUCUGUUACGAUUCCUACGAGCCCGUCGUUGGGUGCCGCAGGAUGCUUUCAAGCAGUUCAAAGAAACAGAAGAGUGGAGGUCCACAACGAGAUUAGAUACUCUUUACGACACGAUCGAGCUGGACUCAUACGAGCAGAGCCGUGUAAUGUACCCGCAAUGGACAGGACGCAGAGACAAGAGGGGCAUACCGGUAUACCUUUUCGAGAUCAAGCAGCUGGACAGUAAGGCAGUGGCUGCCUACGAAAAGGGAGCCGACGACACAUACAGCCGCGCGCAUGCCGACGGCUCGACCCCUCCCAAACUGCUGCGCUUGUUCGCCCUCUACGAGAACCUCACCCGCUUCGCUCAGCCACUAUGCACCGAGAUGCCCGACAGGCCCCACCCUCAGACGCCGAUAACGCUGAGCACGAAUAUCGUAGACGUCUCGGGUGUCAGUCUACGGCAGUUCUGGAACCUCAAGGCGCACAUGCAGGCCGCUAGCACGUUGGCCACUGCGCACUACCCUGAGACUCUUGACCGCAUCUUUGUCAUUGGCGCCCCCUUCUUCUUCUCCACGGUGUGGGGCUGGAUCAAGAGGUGGUUUGACCCCAUCACGGUAUCCAAGAUCUUCAUCCUGAGCCAAGCGGAGGUCUUGCCCGUCUUGAGCUCCUUUAUGGAAGUGGAGAAUAUUCCAAAGCAGUACGGCGGGAAGCUCGAGUUCAAAUGGUGCGACCAGCCCAACCUGGACCCGGCCAUCAAGGAGCGAGCUACCUGGGAGCAAGGAUUCGACAACUUCCCCAAGGGCCCCGUGCUGUGGAAGGUCUUGGAUGAGGAGCGCCUCGAGUGUGUCGCCGUCGGUUCCGUCAACCAAAAGCAGCGCAACAUUCGCGUUUGCACCCUGCCGCGGUCAUUCAAGGGCGUUGUCUCUAGCAACCAGCCUUACCACAAGACAGAGGCAGCAGCUGCUGCGUCGGAUAUUGCAGCCGUCGAGACUGGCGUGCAGAAGCUCGAUAUCCAGGAGGCAAAGUCGGAUUCUGAAGCUGUCACCUCGAGCAAAGAGGAGAUCAUUGCCGAGAAGGGAGCCAGUUCGGUCGAUGCCCCUGCCGCGUCCGCAAAGGCCGCGUGAUGCCGUUUUCGAGAAAACAGAAUCAAGUUACUGUAUGGAUGACUAUUUGACAUCUACGAUGUUUCAGGCUAUACACGGCUAGCCUGACAACAAUAUCUUCUUAGCCCGAUAGACGAGUGUUGGCGUUCUCUUGUUUUUAUCUUUCGAUAUUGGCUAAAUUUUCAGAGCGAGAACCUUUCUUGAAUAUGCUCAGCGCUACCCUAGGAUACCAGAUUGGGCAAAUUGGUUGUUUAUUGUCGAUCAUUAUCCAUGGUCGAACUUUCAAGAAAGGAUCAGUUGGCGAUUAGCUGAUAUCGCAUAUUCAUGGACUACUGUUCCAUGUUGUCAUUUACUUAUGGUCUAGCAUUUGCGUUCACUUUAUAUACCAUCUUUUAUUCUGCAACA